ACCGAUAAAUCUGAUAUAAAAAAAGGGCAAUAGCCCUUCACAGAACCCGAAGCCACAUACAUUCUCAUUGGAUCCACACGGUCCUCGAUUAAAGCCCAAAUCGCACUCUACCUGUUCGACAAAAAGCGUCAACCAAAACUCACACCAUCAUAUUUCCCUUCUCUUCAUCAUUAACCAUGUCUUCUUGUCUCCAUUUCCUUCCCAUUUAUCCUUCUUCGCCGGCCUUUAAAACCCCUUUUGUCUCUUUUUCCCAUUCUCUACAUCCAUUUGUAUGAUAUAUAGUGGGUACUUGUACAUGUAGUGACUGGGUUAUGUAAAUGAAAAAAAGAUAGUACUAGUCAAAAACCCAAAUGAAUAUUGUAAUGGGUUUUUGCUGAAAGGAAGAAUCUUUGUGGAUAUUAUGCUUCUUUUUUUUUUAAAGCCGGUUGCUUGUUGGGUUUAUUGUGGGUUCUCUUUAAACAUACGCCACAAGUAUAUAAAUGUUUAUAUACUGUAAUAUAAAAGUAACGUAUUGUAUAUUAUGGACCAUAUCUGUUGCUUUGCUGUGAUGUUUUCUUUUGUUGGGGGUUGUUGUGAGCAGUGAAUUUGGUUUAUUUUAGAUACACCAGAAGAGAAAAGAGUGAAAGAGAAGAGAGUGAGGGGGUAAGAAGCUUUUCUCUUUUCCUUUUUUGUUUUUAUUUUUCAACCAGUGUCAGUGUCCAAUAGUGGUAUUGGAGUCCAACUAAAUCCAAAUUCAUGCCACACUUGUUGCUGUGCUGUUUCCUUUGUUGGGGGUUGUUGUUGUGAGCAGUUGAUUUGGUUUUCUUUCGAAACACAAGAAGAGAAAAGGGUGAGUUGGGGGUGAAGGGGUAAAAAAAUAUUUUUUUUUUUGGUUUUCCAACCUUUGUUUAGUACCUAAAUUGGGGUCUCACUAAAAAGUCUUAUAUAUUUGGGGUGAACGCUCACCAAUAAAGGCGACUCCCCAAUAAAGGCAACUCCGUAUUAAGAGGAUUCGAACAUGAGACCUUCCAAUAGGGGGUUAAGAAGCUUAGCGGUAAGAGAAGGGGGUCCAAUGAUUAUGAUUUGCCUUUAAGGUGUCUAAUUAAUUGAGUGGAUUCUUGUGACCCCCUUAAGGUUUGACUCGUUUUGGACUUCAUUUAUGUGGCUCCCAUGUUUGGUGAUUUGCUUUUUUCCUUUGAUGGAGGUUUGUUUAAUUUUGUAAUUAAUUGCCAAGAUCAUAUAGGUUCAGAUGCUUUCAAUUGAAUUCAGUAGAAUUUGUGUCGGAGGAAAAAGGUGUAUACGUUGUGUUGGAGAAAAUAGAAACAGAGUGAAAGGGUGAGAAACAGAGUUGUGGUGUUCUGGGUUUUGGAUCAUUGAUGGCACCGGCUGCUAAGGUUACUGGAUUCUACCGUGAGGGAAAUGACUGGUUUUGCAAUGCAAGUUUGAUCAGUGAUUUUACCUUGGUUGUGGAUGGAGUAAACUUCCACCUUCACAAGUUUCCACUUAUGUCGAGAUGUGGAAAGAUUGACAAAAUACUAGAGACAGCUCAACAUCCCCAUGAAGGGACUUUCCUGACAACUUUAGAAGACUUUCCUGGUGGAAGUGACAUAUUUUUAGUCACAGUUAAAUUCUGCUACGGUAUUCGAGUAGAAUAUACACCAAGGAACAUAGUAAUGGUUUAUUGUGCAGCAGACUACUUGGAGAUGACGGAGGACUAUGGAGAAGAUAAUUUACUGUUGAAGGCAGAUGCUUACUUUCAUAAGAAUAUUCUAAAGAAUUGGAAAGAUUGCAUAUUAGCUCUCCAAAGUUGUGAUUCUGUCAUUCCAAUAGCAGACAAGCUAGAGAUCAUUAGUAAAUGCUCUCAUGCGCUCUCUGUGAUGGUCUGCACAGAUCCUAGUUUAUUUGGAUGGCCUAUGUUGAUGUAUGGCAGCUUACAGAGCCCUGGAGGUAGUAUAUUGUGGAAUGGAAUUCACACUGGUGCUAGAAUCCAAACCAUUGAAUCUGACUGGUGGUUCGAAGACAUCUCAUAUCUUUCUGUGCCAUUAUUUCAGAGACUAAUUCGAACAAUGGAAGCCAGAGGUAUUAGACAUGAAAAUUUAGCAGGUGCUAUGAUGUACUACUGUAGAAAGUACCUUCCAGGACUUGGCCGGUGGCAGAGUGGGCAAAUUGGUAAAACUAGAACAGUUGCUAGUUUCAGUAUGACACCAGCUGCCGUCGAUCAGAAAGUUCUUCUUGAAAGUGUUGCGAAACAGCUUCCUGAAUUGAAGGGAAAGUCAUUUUGCCGUUUCUUGUUGGGACUUUUGCGAGUUGCCUUGAUACUUGGUGUGAACCACACAUGCCAAGACUCGUUGGAGAGGAGAACAGGAAUGCAGUUGGACCUAGCUUCCCUAGAUGGUUUGCUGAUACCUUCCUACUCAGAUUCUGAUACAUUAUAUAACACUGACUGUGUUGAGCGAAUGAUUCAUCAUUUUAUUUCUUCUGAACCUGGGAUCACUGCAAUACCUGAUCCAUCUUCAUUUGAGAUAGGAACAUCACCAUCAUCCCAUCCUUUAAGGAGAUUGGCGAAGUUGGUUGACAGCUAUAUUGCAGAAGUUGCAUCUGAUGUGAACCUGAAGCCGGGAAAAGUACGUUCACUUGCUGAAGCUCUCCCAGAAUCUUCAAGAUCUCUGCAUGAUGGGCUAUAUAGAGCUCUGGACAUAUACUUCAAGGCUCAUCCUUGGCUUUCAGCAAGAGAGAAGGAGCAGCUUUGCAACAUCAUCGACUUUCAGAAGCUCUCUAUUGAUGCUUGCACCCAUGCAUCCCAGAAUGAGAGAUUGCCUCUUCGAGUUGUUCUCCAAGUCCUAUUCUUCGAGCAAUUGCAGCUGAGAACAGCUCUAGCUGGUUGCUUCCAAGUCUUGGAUACAGAAAGUGGCCCUGCAGCUCCUGUCACUGGCCCCAGUGACAUGGCAGGUCAAAUUGUACAGAGAGAUGGAUGGGUGACAGUCGUCCGUGAGAACCAGGGUCUAAAGGUGGACUUGGAAAGAAUGAAGUCCAGGGUUGGUGAACUUGAAGAAGAAUUCAGCAAAAUCAAACAAGAGAUGAGAAAGGUCACAAAGUCACAUAGUUACCUCAGUUCUCCGCGCUUUCUUGCCCGAAGGAUUGGAUGCAAGCUACUUCCCCAAUCCUCGGAUACUCAACCAGAUGUGGUUGAAAGCACAGGUCCAACCCCAAGAUCAUCAAUUGAGCAACCGAGAAACUCAAGACACCGUAAAAGCUCCUCUUUGAUUUAAUUCCAUGACGAGAAGACUCAGGUUUGAUGUCUAUUCCCCCCGGAGAAUGUGCUUUAAAAAUAUUUACCCUCUACCCCUGAAUUCUUGCAUUACAUGUUUGGAAUAGAUUCAUCCCUUGAUAAUUCGGGGCACCUAUAUAUCCCUUUGAGAGACCAUAUCAAGUUCAUUUCAUAACAUACAGCCGUCCUGCUUGACUGGCUGAGUAUAUUUAGUAUGGCGGUUGGACAACAACAACAAAAUGAAAAUACUUAUCCAUCGGAACGAUGGACUCCUGAUAGCAGAAGGUGAGAAGAAACCAAAUUCUUGACACAAACAUAGUAACUCAGCUGAUGCUAGUAAAUAUCUGUUCCUUUCCUAGGAACAAUAUAAUGGGACUCUGUUGUCCACAUCUCCCUUAUACAUGUACAGCUUCAUGAAGAGUUUUGUAAAGCUAUAUGAUGAAGGUAUUCGUGUUUUUGUUUUCAAAAGUAUACUAGCUUUAAAAUGGAGGUCUCAUGGGACCAAUUAUAUCUUAGAAGAAUUAUAUAUAAAGCUAUACAUUCAUUUUAUUUUCAAUUUGUGUGGAAUUUUUGUACUUGUUUGUACCAAUUGGUUACAUUUCAAGUUUGUUGUGUUUUCAUACUA
Molecule: messenger RNA, 3872 nt
Organism: Solanum dulcamara
Lineage: Eukaryota; Viridiplantae; Streptophyta; Magnoliopsida; Solanales; Solanaceae
Product: BTB/POZ domain-containing protein At3g44820
Exons: 4
Coding region: 1356-3248 (630 amino acids)
Molecular function (GO): protein binding
Source: RefSeq, a predicted model, not a curated record